AUGACCCAUUCUCUACCGCGCCAUGCCGCUCUCUUGAAGAGUCAGAGGAGCUUGCAAACACGCACAUUCUUUCGCUCAUUAUCAUCAUCACCAUUAUCGCGUGCUUCUACGCCACUCCCAACAACUGCAAAAUGUCCCGCUCCGACCUGUGCUUGCGCACCAACUCCUUCCAUGCCCGAAGGGCUACCCAUCGAUCUUUCGCGAUCGCUUAACGCCACAAUGGCACCAUAUACGCAGCAGGUAUUGAUAUCAACGGGGCAGACGAACUGGACCAGUCGGAUUGAAGACGAUGGUGUUGUCAUGACCAACUCCUCUUUCCAGCCUUCGUCGCACGCUUCCUCUGCGUUCGCAUCCGCGUUUUUGUUUCCCGCCUUCAAAUACAUUCCCAAAAUUCCUGUCACUACCGUAUCGGCUACUACCAACCAAGCAAGUCUUGAAUCGUUUGUGCGAGCAUAUCUGCUCCCACGCAAGCUGCAUCCUGCACACGCAGGCAUCUCAGAAGCCCAGAAGCAGUCAAUGACGAGCUCUUCAGCGUACCUUUCUCAUUUUCCCGAUGCUUUGGAUAUCAAACAAUCCCCAACUAUCCUGAUUUGCGGUCAUGGAGGUCGAGAUAUGCGCUGCGGUAUCAUGAGACCCGUGUUGCAAGCCGAGUUCGUGCGUGUGCUCCGCGGGAAAGGGUUCAGUGUCAACAGUGACGAGGUUACUGGCACUGAUAAUGCUGCCACUACAUUCGAUGGACCGACCCAUGCCAACAUCGCAUCUAUCAGUCAUAUCGGUGGACACAAGUACGCCGGUAACGUGAUUAUAUACAUUCCACCAGCUUUCGUGACGACAUCUCCUUCAUCACCAGCAAGCGCAUCUGUAUCCAGGCCUAGCCCACUGGCCGGCAAAGGGAUAUGGUAUGGACGUGUUGAGCCUAAACACGUAGAAGGUCUUGUUGAGCAGACGAUCUUUAACGGCACGGUUGUGGAAGAGCACUUUCGCGGUGGCAUUGGAAUGGAUGGGGAAAUCUAUAGAUUAUGCCUUGCCAAGAAUGGCUUGCAAGGUCUUUUAGGACACUCUGCCCGGAUCAAUCGCGCGCAGCCUCUAAUUUCACCAGCUUCAACAUCGCGCUCCACAUCGUCGUCGUCAUACCUAGACCUUCGCGCCGUCGAUAAAAAAUGGCAAGCACGAUGGGCCGAGGCCGAAAAGGAAAAGAUGGAGAGACUCAAUGAUAGUGGUGAUUGCUCCGGAAUUGGAUCGAGGGAAAAUAAUGACAAGGAACGACCAAAAUCAUAUAUUCUUUCUAUGUUCCCUUAUCCGUCAGGUACAAUGCACAUGGGUCAUUUGCGAGUCUAUACUAUAUCCGAUGUGCUGAGUCGAUUUUAUCGCAUGCGUGGGCAUGAUGUCCUACACCCAAUUGGAUGGGAUGCGUUCGGUUUGCCGGCUGAGAAUGCGGCUAUUGAACGUGGUAUUGAACCAGCCAAGUGGACCGUUGAGAACAUUAGGCGUAUGAAGGACCAAUUGCGAAGUUUUGGACCUGCUUUUGAUUGGGAAAGGGAGUUCAUGACGUGCUCUCCAGAAUUUUAUAAGCAUACACAACGCAUAUUUUUGAUGUUGUACGAAAAAGGUCUUGCAUAUCAGGCUGAGGCCUUGGUCAAUUAUGAUCCUGUGGAUAAGACGGUUUUGGCUAACGAACAGGUUGAUGCCAAUGGCUUUUCGUGGCGGUCAGGGGCCAAGGUCGAGCAGCUCAAAUUGAAGCAAUGGUUCUUCCGCAUAACUGCGUUCAAAGAAGAGCUUCUUAAAGACCUCGAUUCUUUAUCUGACGGCUGGCCAGAGCGUGUUUUGUCCAUGCAAAGAAAUUGGCUGGGAAAAUCCAACGGCGCAAAGAUCAAAUUUGCUGUUACCUCCAAGCACAGCAGUAAGCUAGAUGUCGAGGUAUUUACGACUCGUCCCGAUACGCUGUAUGGUGUUGAGUAUAUCGCACUAUCUUUGGACCAUCCUCUAGUCCAAGAGGCUGUAGAUUCAGACGCUGGCCUGAAAGCUUUUCUGGACGAAGCAUCAUCUCUGCCGCCAGACUCGAAGGCAGGAUAUCGCUUGAAAGACGUUUAUGCAUCUCACCCCUUGCAGGUUAUCGACAAGGAGACGGUUCAAAUCUCGAGAAAAUUGCCUGUCUUCGUAGCUCCCUACGUUCUAAGCGGUUAUGGCGAAGGGGCUGUCAUGGGUGUUCCUGGACAUGAUGCUAGAGACCUGGCUUUCUUCAAGGCAAACUUGCAGCCAGAAUUUAUCCCAAUAGUCAUCCAACCCGAACCUCCAGUUCCUGCUGAAGAAGUAUCCGCCGACACCAACAUCCCAUCCUACGAUGCCAAAGCCUAUACAAGUGAAGGAUACUUGACCACAAGAUGUUGGAAAUACCAAGGUCUAAGCUCCAAGGAAGCCGCAAAACAGAUUGUGACCGAUCUCGAACAAAGCGGUCGUGGCAAACAGGCAGAGACAUGGAGACUCCGCGACUGGCUAAUCAGCCGUCAACGUUAUUGGGGCACUCCAAUCCCCAUGAUACACUGCACCAGCUGCGGCACAGUGCCAGUACCCGUUGACCAACUGCCUGUGAAGUUGCCUGAGAUCCAAGGUGACUGGUUUAAAGCCCAGAAAGGGAAUCCGCUAGAGUCAGCUGCAGAUGACUGGCUGCAUACGGAGUGUCCGCAGUGCAAUGGCCCGGCAAAGCGUGAUACAGACACCAUGGACACCUUUGUCGACUCGUCAUGGUAUUUUAUGCGAUAUCUGGACCCGAAAAAUGACUCUGCGCCUUUCUCUGCUUCUGUGGCUCGCCCUGUAGACAUAUACAUCGGAGGCGUGGAGCACGCGAUUCUCCAUCUUCUCUAUGCCAGGUUUAUAUACAAGUUCCUUGCUCGAACGGACUUAUUCCCUGAACUAGCGCACACGCGCUCCCCUACAACCACAACGGCAACACCAGCAGAGCCCUUCCAGACCCUGUUAUCGCAGGGCAUGGUGCAUGGGAUAACAUACUCGGAGCCGUCAACAGGUCGGUUUCUGUUGCCGUCCGAGGUCGAUUUAUCAGAUAAAAAGAACCCUUUUAUCAAGGGUACAACUGUGCGCCCCAACAUAUCAUACGAGAAAAUGUCCAAGAGCAAACACAACGGCGUUGAUCCGAUGAUCUGCGUCGAUAAAUACGGUGCCGACACGACGCGCGCACACGUUCUCUUCUCAGCGCCAAUCGCUGAGGUGCUAGAAUGGGACGAGACCAAAAUCGUGGGCAUUGAGCGGUGGUUUGGCCGGUUGUGGAAAUUUGUCCUCGAUUCAGCUAAGAAGCUGGCAUCAGCGGAGGGAUCGAAAUUGUCGGCGUUACUGUCACUAGAAGAUAUACAGCAUGAACCGCACGCAUUCAGAUUACCGAAUCUCAUCGAUCUGCCCGACUCUGAUGUCGACGUCCUCCUCGCUACGCAUCGCACUAUCGUCUCCGUCACAAACUGCAUUGAUCAGAAUCCUUACGCCUUGAACACGGUCAUUUCCGAUCUGACGAAAUUGACCAACACUUUUAUCUCUUCUGAUCCAACGAAUCUCACAAUCUUAUACACGUGCCUCUCCUCUCUUCUCCGUCUUUUAUCCCCCAUUGCCCCUGCACUUACGUCCGAGACAUGGGAAAUCCUACACUCAGCUAUCCUUUCUUCUUCCUCCUCCACGCACAUGCUCCCAAUCAACAUCGCAACCACAACCUGGCCCGCACCACUUCUCACCGACACCGAGGCAAACGCACUCUCGUCUCGAGGCGGACAACAAAUCGGCAUCCAAAUCAACGGCAAACUACGCUUCAACGUGACAAUACCACGUCUUAUAUCCACUGCCAGCAGCAGCAGUAAUACAGAUACAAAGACAGAGGAGCAGAAUUGGAUUGUGGACCGCAUCCUGGAAACAGAGCAAGGGAAGUUGUGGCUCAGAGAGAAGAAUGAUUGGGAAAAGAGGAAGAGAGUUAUUGUUGUGCCUGGGGGAAGGGUAGUGAAUGUUGUCUUUUGA
Molecule: messenger RNA, 4011 nt
Organism: Talaromyces atroroseus
Lineage: Eukaryota; Fungi; Ascomycota; Eurotiomycetes; Eurotiales; Trichocomaceae
Exons: 5
Coding region: 1-4011 (1336 amino acids)
Biological process (GO): mitochondrial translation; leucyl-tRNA aminoacylation
Cellular component (GO): mitochondrion
Molecular function (GO): ATP binding; leucine-tRNA ligase activity; aminoacyl-tRNA deacylase activity
Source: RefSeq, a predicted model, not a curated record